This is a messenger RNA of Periophthalmus magnuspinnatus, 2928 nucleotides long. RefSeq lists its product as uncharacterized. Gene Ontology annotation, cellular component: cytoplasm. The record is from RefSeq and is a predicted model, not a curated record. Bases 367 to 1116 code for a protein of 249 amino acids. The transcript is spliced from 7 exons. NCBI's taxonomy places the organism in Eukaryota, Metazoa, Chordata, Actinopteri, Gobiiformes, Gobiidae.
CUACAAAUACGAGAAGACAAGCAGCGGCCACAUAUCAUUACGCGGCCAUUACGCAUUAAUUAGCCAAAACAAUCCACGCCGGUAUCAACUUUUACGCACAGCCAUAGCGCACAGAAGCUCGCAGUUUCAACUAGGAUCAGCUUAACUCUUGGACGAAAGCAGGAAAAGUAGACGACAAAGACACACCACCCCCAGCUGUCGAGGGGGAUCAGGUGCCAUAGAGGCUUUCAAAACAAAUAGGGAGAUCCGCUUUGCUUCAGACAAAAGCAUUCGCUCUCAAAGCCUUCCACAAAUCCACAUCAUCGCCCAUAAAAGAACCACAAAGGCCAAUUCUCUUCUCCGCUUGUGACCGCAGACAGAGGCAGGAUGCUGGCUAAGAUCCUGGAGGACAUGUGGGUGGACCCGGACGUCCUGGAGGCCCUGAGCGAGGAGCAGAAGAGGGUGCUGUUUGUGAAGAUGAGAGAGGAGCAGGUGCGGAGGUGGAGAGUGAGAGAGGAGGAAGAGCAGAGGAAUGGACUGGACUACUGCAACAGAGCCAACAAGACAGUGAAGUCCAAACAGGUGAACUGGCUCCUGGGGCGAGACGGAGACGUGAGUGUGAUCGUGAUCGGAGAGACGGAUGAGUUCAGAGGCUGCAAACUGCUGCAAAACAUGAAUAACAGGCUGCCGGGUGAUAAUCUGAAUGGCAUCCAGACACAGGGUCCAGGAAACGAGGCCGCAGACCCGGGCUUCAAACAGGAGGAGCACACGCACGUUGCAGAUGACGCCCCCUCCUCCCCUCUGGCAUCCUCAGAGGAGGACAUGGACAUGAAGGAUACAGACAGCAGUGACAGUGACUCAGGCAGUGGAUCAGAUGCCCUCAUAGACUGGGCUCCUCCCCUUUACAGACCCCACUCACGGCUCCUCCCCCAUGGGACCACGCACAGAGAGGAGGGGACCCGGGGCAAAGAUAGAGAGGUUUUAUCCAAUGAGAAGCCUCCUUCUUGCAGAGGUCGUGUGGCUGAGCUCCGAAAGGCGUUUGCAUCUGAAAACUCCACCCCCUCGCCCGGCUCCAAACCUCCUAUCCCGACAAAACCACUGCACCUGCAACGACAGACUGCAGCAUGCAUACACUGAACUACACCAGGGACCAUCGAAUACACACUUGCAAAUACAGAGACCCCCAAGUACAGAGAUGCCCCACUACAGUGAACCUCCAAGUACAGUGCAUCCCCAAAUACCUGGUUUAGAUCAGAGGAUCAGAAUAGUGCUGCUUUUGAUCUGGUCCAGUGAACUCCACCAGAGACCCCCAAAUGCAGAUCCGUCAAGUACAGAGACCCCCACACAAAGAGACCUCAAGUACAGAGACCCCCACAUAGAGAGACCUCAAGUACAGAAACCCCCAAAUACAGAGACCUCAAGUACAGAGGCCCUCAAAUACAGAGACCUCAAGUACAGAAGUCUAGAGCACAUCAUACUUUGUUUAGUCCUGGAUCAGGUCCUAGGUUUAGGCCGGGAAAAAUGUAGACUUUGUGUGGUCCUGUUCUAGUCCUGUUUUUUCCUGGUCUAGUCCUGUCUAGAUUUAGUUUCAGGUUUAGUCCCAAUUUUGAUGUGGUGAUUGUGCUAAUGAGAAUGCACCCUAAUCGUGGAGCAGACUAGACCUGGUUUAGUUCUGGUUUGAGUCCUGGUUCAGAAUGUAUUCAAACUGGUCAAAUUUGUUUAUUCUAAACAAUUUGAACUUAACACUUGAACUACAGUCACUUUUUAUAGAGGGUGAAGGAGGCACUUGAGCUGGAAAAAAAACUUGAAAUAUUUUGGACUGAAUUUGAGGUGAAAGAUAAAACGUAGAGACUUUGAUGUUUUAGGAUCCAGAGGAGACGUGUCUCAGGAGAUUUCAACCUCUCAGGGUCUAAGCACAUGUGGGCAAGUCUGAAAAAUAUUACCUUUUCAAAUGCCCUCUGCAACAACCAGCAGGCGUAAUAACAGUGGACUAAGACUAUCUCUCUCUAUAUAUAGUACAUUUAUUUAUGUACAAUACCUAGUUUAUUACAAUAUAUUUUUUAUGCUAUUUUGAGUCAGCUGGUCUUUAUACUACAACUGUGUUUACAAGCACAAAUCUGGCUAUUAUCUGAUAUCUGGAAUUAUUGGAUGAUUCAAAUAUCCUGUUACAGUUACAUCAGAUGUGAGUAAUCUGAUUUUUUUUCUGAUUGUCACACCUGUGCAGAGUCUGAAAAGCAAAAUUAUGCAAAAAUGGGCAAACUAAUGUGGAAAAUACAAAAUGAAAGAGAAUAUAUAUAGAUUGAUAUUAUAGAUUGGACAGUUAUUUUAAAAUUUUCAUAAUUCAUAGUACUUUGCCUUCCAAGGUAUUAAAAAAAAAAAUCCAUCGAUUAAUUGACAGAAGGUAUUUUUGAUGAUCAGAUUUCAUGUCUUUAUCCUAGCAGUACAUUUAGCACAUGAAAACACUAAAAAUCAGAUCUAAUUAUUGGGUUACCUGAUUAUUCUAGUAGAUUCAAAUGCCCUCAGUACAAACAUGAUAACAUUGGACUAUAGACUCAAAUACCUUUUUAAAAUAUUUUCCUUUUUUUUUUAAAUAUUCAUUGCAAUACAUUUUCACACACAAGGCACUUUAAUUUAGUCUCACUUGAUCAGCUUAUUUUGAUGGUGCCUUGCCCAAGAGCACAAUGGCAGUGUGCAAAGGAACGUGGCAGGAUCAAACCCACAACCUUGUAGAAUUAAGUGGCAUCUUUCAGUUUUGUACUUUUUGGGUUGUGGUCAUUAGUUCAAAUGACCAUAGCACACAAUUACAUCUGAUACAUAAGAAAUUAAACAUGUAAAUUAAUGAAUUUGGGUCAAAUAUAUAGAGAGCUAUAGAAAGAGAAUGUGGUGGAGAUUUGGUGGCCUCUAGUGGUAAGAAAGUAGAUUGUACCUUCUCACAAAGCAUGACACACU